AUGAAAUCCCUGGAACCAAAAAGCAAUUCAGGACAUGAAGAAACUCACACAUCUGCGCACAUGACAGUUAAUAGGAAUUUCCUAUCACCGAGCUUAACAAAACGUUCAAUUACUGAAUUUGUAAAUAAAGUGUGCUUGAAACUAAUCACCUUCAAUUUCCACAUUGACUGUUUUAGUGCUUCUCAAUCAUUUCCAAAUAAGUCUAAUUUUUGA
Echinococcus granulosus is the source of this 213-nucleotide messenger RNA. RefSeq lists its product as hypothetical. Bases 1 to 213 code for a protein of 70 amino acids. The record is from RefSeq and is a predicted model, not a curated record. Lineage: Eukaryota; Metazoa; Platyhelminthes; Cestoda; Cyclophyllidea; Taeniidae. The transcript has 2 exons.